Molecule: messenger RNA, 988 nt
Organism: Erigeron canadensis
Lineage: Eukaryota; Viridiplantae; Streptophyta; Magnoliopsida; Asterales; Asteraceae
Product: AB hydrolase superfamily protein YfhM-like
Exons: 4
Coding region: 1-942 (313 amino acids)
Molecular function (GO): hydrolase activity
Source: RefSeq, a predicted model, not a curated record
AUGGAUACAAUAGUGCACAAGUACGUAGAAGUAAACGGGCUCAAGCUUCACGUGGCCGAGGUCGGAAACGAGUCAUCACCGGCUGUUGUUUUCUUGCACGGCUUCCCCGAGAUAUGGUACACUUGGCGCCACCAGAUGAUUGGCGUAGCCAAUGCCGGUUAUAGGGCCAUUGCACCCGACUUCAGAGGUUAUGGGCUAUCUGAUCAUGGCAGUGAACCCGAGAAUACUUCCUUCGCUGACAUGCUUAAUGACACAAUUGCAAUUCUUGAUUCUCUCAAUAUUUACAAGGUGUUUGUAAUUGGCAAAGAUUUUGGGGCAUUUGUAGCUUAUGCAUUUGCGCUUCUCCAUAGCGAAAGGGUCUUAGGAGUCGUAACACUUGGGGUGCCAUUUAUUCCUCCUGGUCCGCUCGUAAGCCAUGAAAGCCUUCCAGAGGGCUUCUACAUCUCAAGAUGGCGGGAUAUUGGAAGAGCUGAAGCUGAUUUCAGCCGUUUUGAUGCAAAAACAGUUGUGAAAAACGUCUACAUUUUAUUUUCCAAAAGUGAAAUCCCGAUUGCUGAUGAAAACCAAGAGAUAAUGGAUCUUGUGGAGUCAGAUACGCCUCUGCCCCCGUGGUUCACUGAGGAUGAUCUAGUCGCAUAUGGUGAUUCGUUUGAAAAAUCUGGAUUUCGCACUGCCCUUAAGGUUCCCUAUAGGUCGUUACUAGACGACAGGUUUGAGUUUAACAUAGAGGACCCGAAAGUUGAAACUCAAGCACUACUGAUUAUGGGUGAAAAGGACUAUCUUUAUAAAUUUCCGGGGGUUGAAGAUGUGAUUAAUGGAGAUGAAAUGAAGAAGUAUGUACCUAAUUUAGAGGUGACAUAUGUGCCUGAAGGAUCACAUUUUGUUCAAGAGCAAUUCCCUGAUAAAGUGAACAAGAUAAUCCUCACUUUCAUUGACAGAUAGUGAAUUCCUACUACGCCAACUACACUAUUGCUUGUCGGUUUUGCAA